Geosmithia morbida is the source of this 1974-nucleotide messenger RNA. Its product is annotated as Fungal specific transcription factor domain. The coding region runs from base 1 to 1974 and encodes 657 amino acids. Gene Ontology annotation, molecular function: DNA binding; zinc ion binding. Gene Ontology annotation, cellular component: nucleus. The record is from RefSeq and is a predicted model, not a curated record. The transcript has 2 exons. Lineage: Eukaryota; Fungi; Ascomycota; Sordariomycetes; Hypocreales; Bionectriaceae. Gene Ontology annotation, biological process: DNA-templated transcription.
AUGGUCAAACAGGCUGCUGGGCCGUCAUCGGAUGGUGGAACAGCAGCAUCAGCAUCAGGUCCCGCUUCGGCAUCGGUAUCACAGGAGGGUGGGUCGCUUCAGAACAACGCUCAUAGAGCUGUGAGCCUGGGGCACAGUGGCGGUAUCCAAACGUCGACCAACAUACUGGCUCUCCUCGAUGCCUUCUUCAAGCACGUGUACCCUCUUCCAUCAUAUGGGUUCCUGCACCCUAGAACAACCAUGACCAAGUUUGCCGACGGCACGAUUGAAAAGAGUCUGGUGAAUGCGAUUGCCGCCGUGGCCAGCGUGCGGGCGCCAGGCGUGCAGAGGUGUCCCAGUCUCGAGUCGGCGUGGGUGCAGGAGGCCGAGACGCUCGUGUGGCAGCACCUCGAGUCGCCCACCGUCUCACGGCUACAGGCCAUGCUUCUCGUCAUCUUGUACCGCGCCGAGACGGGCCAACUGCGGCGGGCGUUUAUGCUGGCGUCGCUGGCAGGGAGGACCGCCAUGGUGAUGCUACUCAACCACGAGAGACCGGGCACCUCGUCGGUGUCGCUCGAAGUACGGAGGAGGCUGCUGUGGUCGCUUAAGCUGGUGGAGCGGUACUUCUCCGUGGGAUUGCCCGAGUUUGAGCUGUGCCCUGUCGAGAACAUCUACAUCCAACUUCCCUGCUCUGAGAAGCAGUUUGGAGACCGCGGUAUUGACAGCGACGACGACAGAGGCGCCUACCAGAUCGGCAUAAAGCUGGAAAUGUUUCGGCGAGAUGUUAUGAAGCUCAACCGAUCUCUCGCGCUGUGCGACCAGCCGUUCCCGCAACUCACAAAGCUCAUGAGCGACUUCCAGCAACAUCUGGACCGCAUCGGCAGUCAGAUGCCCGAUGGACCGGAACCGACUGAAACGCAGCUCGUCGACUCGCUCAAGAGCCGCUGGCUGCCGCGGCUGCUGCUGCGCAACUUUAGGACCGCGGCGCCGCGUUUCGUCGUCGAGGCCCUGGAUUCAGAGUACCUGACCGAGGCUGAGCUACUAUGCACGCAUCAUGCCAAGAUGGUGGUGCACGUCAUCGACGUCUUGGACAGGACGCUUGGUCGUGGCGUCAAAAACAACAAUGAGCCACGACUCCUCGAGUUUGAUACGGCCAUCUGUGCAUACACUGCAUCGCGCAUUCUGCUCUUCACAGCUCGCUUCGGGACCACUGCCGAGACGCCUACCGAGGACUUUGCUCUCAGGCGUGCUGAGAUGUGCCUAUCAGUCAUUCACCGGUUCUUUGCGCGAUCGAUGCUGGUGCGCCCCAUUGUCGACGAGCUGCGACGGCUCAUUCAGGUGUUUGUCAUGGAUGACGCUCGCGCUCCGCCUAGUCGCUUCUCGUCGCCUAUGCCUCCGCCAUCGAGUAACAGUCCGGUUGCGCAGCUGUCGUCGGCGGCAAGGAUACGUCAGCGUCUGGCUGUGCACAGCCUGUUACGACAGGCGAAAUUUGUCGACGAGGAUGAAGACGAUGAUGUGGGAAAUACCAAUGUGCCGUACCCUCCGAUACAGCAACAACAGCCAUCGCCUGCUAAUACUGGAUCUGCGUCGACGAUGUCCGUAUUGCCGUCUACGGAAUUUCCUCCUCAGACCAGUGGGUCAUCCUCGUCAGGGUUCAACGCUAUCAACACGGGACAAGGAUGGAAUGUCGUUAAUCCCUAUGUCAGUGGUAUUGGCAGUAGUAUCAGUCCACCCAUGACGGACAAGGAGAUGGCAGAUGAUGAGCAUGAAGACGAUAAUGAGGCCACCUUGGCGCAGCAACAGCAGCAGCAACAGCAGGGCAAUGACCCUUGGAAGAGAUGGUUUUUUGAUGGAGGCAGUGAUUCAUUACCUCAGCAGGACGGGGUCCUCAUGGAGGCUGUACCGCCGCCGCAAGGAGCGGGGCUUUCCCAAAAGUCUUUCACGUUUCCAUGGCUACAAAGGGAAGAGUCUGAUUUGAUACCGCAUUAUGAGUGA